Molecule: messenger RNA, 5015 nt
Organism: Brassica napus (rape)
Lineage: Eukaryota; Viridiplantae; Streptophyta; Magnoliopsida; Brassicales; Brassicaceae
Exons: 2
Coding region: 2623-4020 (465 amino acids)
Source: RefSeq, a predicted model, not a curated record
UUACCAAUUUAGAUCUAGAAGAACCACACAAGAGCUAUAUUUUACCUAAUCUAUAUUUUAGUUUAAGUUUUUAAUAUUUUGAUGUUGACUGCUUGUAAAACAAGGUACUCUAUGGUCUUUGCUUUGUUAUAUACCAACCAAAACAAUACGAUCUAGUUUCAUAGAACAAAGAAAUAGAAAGUUAAAAACAAGGAAAUGAAAAUUGAAUUAUAUGUUUAAAUAACAGAAAAAAAAAAUUAUAUUACAACAUGUGACAAAAUUUCAUUCUCUUCCUAUACAGUUGAUCUUUCCUAAUCACAUACACGUAGGAUUGUGAAAGAAAGUUCUGCCACAUUAUUUGUUUUAUCGUAUACCCGUGGGGCUUGCUUCAAUUUUCUCUCAUUGACCCAACCCAACAUAGAUCUACUAGAUUAUAGUUACUCAUUUAACCGACAAAGUAAACAAUUAAAUUAAUUUAUUUUCUAUUUUGGUUAUUAUUUUUAUUUAGUUUAAUGAUAUAAUGGAAUAAAACAUGAGUUUACUGUAUUUGUAUUUAUAGAAUAAUUUGUUUAUUUUUUGUUUAUCAUUCUAUUUUUAACUUAAAAAAAUUAUUGAAGCAUAAUUCAAUUCUAUUAUAAAGUUAUUCUAUUUUAAAGUAAAAAAUAGAGGAAAUCAUUAUAAAUAGUGCUAAGAAGACAAAAAUUCACCCCAAUUCUUCAAACAACUCUAGAAAAAGGGUGUGUUCACAGCUAUUUCCUUCCCAACGUAAAGCUUUUCCUAAAGACAUUAUAGUUGCAGGCAAUCAUAUAAAGAACAAGAAACACCAAAGCUAAAAAUAGCCAACCGAAAUAACCAAAUCUUUUAGCUAAAAGACCGAUCCUUUCUCGACCAGGGGUCUACAUACACUCGUUUCUUUAUCUCUAUGUUGUUGCCUCUCUUCAGGAGCUUCCAUGGAACCUUGUGACGUCUUCGAUACUAGAGAUUUUGAUCUAUUUGAAAUCCUUGGUUACAGAUCUCACGUAUAUAUCUGUCUGCUUCAAGAAGUGUUCUUGGUGAUAAAGACAUAACUUUUGCACCUUGAUCCGAAGAGAAGAAGCAAAACACAUGUCUUUAUUUUUAUUUUUUUUUAAGAAGUUAAGAUUUGUAAUAAGGUUUGAGAGAAAAAAUGGGUUAGUUGAGAUUUGUAAUGAGGUUUAAGAAAAAAAUGGUAACCCAAUAAUCCGUUUUUGGCUCAGAUCUCAACGCCGAUCGUGUACUCAAUUCUUGGCUCAGAUAUAGACGGAAAAAGGAAAAUAGAGUGAACAUUAAAGAAAGUCAGAUUGAGUUACAGAGAGAAGAUAGUGACAAUGAUUUCUGAAAAUUUACUAUUUAAAAAAGAAGAUGACCGAAUCAGAUUGGUCUUAGAGCAUCUUAGAACAAACACUCUAUAACUUCAAAUAUGAAAUUUUUUGCUUUCAAAAAUGAAACUUGAAGUUUUGAAAAAUGAAACUCUAUAUUUGAAACUUCACUACUCAAAAAGUUUCAUAUUUUUAUUUGCAUUUUUUUUUUGAGAAAAUUGGAAAAAAAAAAUACUUUGAACUUGGGUUUAUCACACUAAAAUUUGUAGAAGAUUUUUUUGGAAAAUAGAAUUUUUGUUCCUCUAAAUACCAAACUACCCUUAAUUUACCAAUUAAGUAGAAUUAAAAUAUAUAUUAAAAUUUUCGUAAUAAUUUUUAAAUGAGUAAAUAUUAAAAGUUUAAAUAAAAAUAACAAAACUUUUAAAAAAAUAACAAAAGGGAAACUUUUACCCCGAUAUCCUAAUUUCGUUUUCUCCUCCUCUUCUCCGCCGUAGAAAAAAACCCCUUCCAUGGCGAUUUAGGGUUCAACGGAGAGAAUCCUUACUCUUCGUCGGAGUUUCAUCUACCGGUAGUUUCGAAUCUUGCUUUUGUCAUCUUCCUCUUCGAUUUCACUGACGAUACAACGAAAUCCAAGUGUUCUUCCUCUUCGUCGGACGGGUCAAAUCGAAUUACGACGUGUUCUUCCAUUUUCGUCUCAGUUCUUCACACAAGGUAUUCAAUUAGUUCUAUUGAUUCUCAUCUAAGACGAAAUCGAGUUGUUCUUCCCUUUUACAUAGAUUUUUUAAAAUCGAUUUGUCAUAUUUCUUAAGGUAAAUUCGAUUUACGGGUUGAUUAAACAUCUUAUACAUCACGAUUAACUGUUUGCAUGUUAAUAUUUUAGAUUUGUAGUUGUAAAAUAUCGAUUUAGGUUUUUGGAAAAGGGGAAAGUUUGGUUCUUGAAAUCUUAUACUAGUUGAUGUCCGAUUGUGUAUGUUUUCAAGUAGAGUAGAUAUUGUCCGAUUGUAAUAUAGGCCAUGGGUCGAUUGAUUGUUGCUAAUUGAAUCAAUUGAACAAAUGGUUGUUCUUUCUAAAAUUAGAACUAGGUAGGAUAAGGAGAAUGUAAAUGUAAAAAGCAUUUGUCUUGCUCUCCUUAUUUGUGUUAUGAUAUCGAUACUUUAACCUGUUGAACUAACAAGUUUUUUCUGCGCUUUUAGAUAUGUCUCUAGAGUUACCAAAGAGGAUUUUUAAGGAGGGCGAGGAGCCCCAAGUGACUCAGAUCAAUAACAACUGCAGGAUUGAAUAUAUUAUGUGAAAGUUCACUGAGUGGAUGCCAAAGGAGUUGGCAGUUGUGAAGAAAGAUCCGGUUUUCUCUCAGAUCUUUAAGCUCCAUAAGAAUGGUCUUGGGUUCUCCGCGAGAGUGGUACACAGCUUCUUGUGUAGGGAGCUGGUGACUUACAAAUUGCACGAGCUUUGGUUCGUCUUUGCGCGGAGACCACUCCGAUUUUCAUUACAAGAAUUCCACGCAGUAACUGGGUUUGAGUGCAAUACUCAUAUCUCUCUUAAGGAGUUCGAAGAGUGGAAAUAUGACGGUGGUUUCUGGAGCAAUGUGUUGAGGAGAAAAGAUGGAACAGUUACACUCUUCAACUUGUGGAAUAAGGACAAGGAAGCUGUUAAGAAGUGGAAGAAUGCAGAUCGCAUACGACUGAUCUAUCUGGCCAUCAUUCUUUGUGUGGUUUUAGCGAGAGAUGAGAAGGCUAAUAUCCCCCUCAAAUACAUCAAGGUGGUCAUGGAUCUUGAGAAGGUUCAAAAGUAUCCUUGGGGAGUUUCUGCUUAUGACCUUCUCUACAACUCAAUAACCAAAACUCGUGACAACCUGAAGGAUAAAACUACUAGUUAUGUGUUGGAUGGAUUCUCGUACGCCUUCCAGAUUUGGGCAAUGGAAGCUGUACCAAAGAUUGGGAAGCUUUGUGGAAAAAAACUUGACAAAGGUUUCACGAACAGUCCUAGAUGCAUAAACUGGAUGGGAGCUGGAAAGGUGUCAUAUGAGGAGAUCAUUCGGUUGGAGCAAAUACUGACACCUGAGGAUGACAUCUAUGCAUAUAUCGACUGGAGAGGAAAUUAUGAUGUAGUCCAAUCUGAUGCUUUUCGCAGAGAUGAUGAUGUGGAGGAUGAUAGAGUCAAGAACCUGAUGGAGUUGAUAAGAACAGGACAUGAUUUUAGUGACCAUAUUUGGGAAAUCGAAGAAGCUCCAGAGGUUUGUUCAGAUCUUCAUGACGAAGCACCUGUGAAUGAUGAAUCGGCUGUGAAUGAUGAAGCGGCUGAGAGUGGUGAAGACUACCAUACUCCAAAAGGAUCAAAGAACCUAGGCGCUACAUCAAGAAGGGGUAAGAAGAGGCUUCCUGAUCGUGGUAUGAAAAAAAGGAACCAUAAGGUUCUCUGUACUGGACCUAAGCAAGCGCCUUUUAAUGAAGACAUGAAGGCUUUUGUGGCACAGUUGUUUGAGCAGAGUUUCUCUGGAAUGGAACAGCAGCUACAAAAACAGAUGGCUGAGACAUUUGAGCAAAUGAGGACAGAGCUUAAAGAUUCACGGAAGGAAGCAAGCGUUGACGUUGAGCUUGGAGAGCCUUCAGCGAAGAAGCCUUCACCGAAGAAGCCGUCACCGAAGAAGCCUUCAACGAGCCAGCCACCAUUGAGGAGGUCCACACGUGGGGUAAUGAAACACUAGUCUUCACCACUCUCUUAAAUGUUGCUUGUCUGUUUGUCUUAAUGUCAUCUAUGAUAUCGGCCUGAAUUUUGUGGUGUUUUAUAAGGUCUCUGUUUGUAAGUGUGCUUGGUGUGUUAGACUCCCUGGUUUGUAAGUGUGCUUGGUGUGUUAACUCCUUGGUUUGUAAGUGUGUACUUUGAAAUUUAUGUAAAAUGUUGGUGUGUAAAAUAUUAGAUUUUUAUAAAAUGUUCAUGCAAUGACCUUGUUUGUGCUUAAUAUUAUGUUGUUAAUUGAUUUGAUGUGAAUUUUAGCCAAGCAGAUGUUGAUGUUGAUGUUGAUGUUGUUAAUAUUAUGUUGUUAACAGGAAGCAUCACAUAUAUUUUUAAUUCUGUUGUUUUAUUUUCAUUAUUUCAAAUCUACAUACAUUAUAUUUUAAAUUAUUUUUUUUUGUAGAGAAAUACAAAUAAAUAUUUUUGUAGAGAAAUACAAAUAAAACUUUAGUGGAUCAAAUAUAAUAUUUCUAUGUGUUCCUAUAUAUCUCAACUUUUUAUGAAAAAUGCUUCCAAAUAUGUAUAUACUCUUUUUAAAAGAUCACAAUAGUUGUUUUGAUGCUUCCAAUUUCUUUGUUUGGACGCAGCAAUUUCUAAUUUUAGAUGCGUGUGUUAUCCAGUUCCAUAAAAUAUGAGUGAAACAAUUUUAAUCGAAUAAAAUCUGUUUCAUUAAAAAACAUUGAAAUUUAGGAGAAAAGAGAUAAUUUAUAGAUGCAAACAAAAAUUGAUCCGUGUAUAGCACAGGGUAAUAUACUAGUACUUCCCAAUUGAUCCACUGCCGUCACAUUGGGAAAAAUGGAAUAAAGGAAAAGGACUUCAGCUUACUGAUUCACCAUUGCGCACAGAUGGUUCUCCGCAGUCGUCACUGUAUUAUUGCUCCGAAGAAUCAUGGCUAGGAUUCACGGAAUGGGUUAAGAAACCAACACCUUUACCACUUGGUCCGUCAAUCUUAAAUUUGUCUAUAGC